Molecule: messenger RNA, 2581 nt
Organism: Archocentrus centrarchus (flier cichlid)
Lineage: Eukaryota; Metazoa; Chordata; Actinopteri; Cichliformes; Cichlidae
Gene: znf366
Product: zinc finger protein 366
Exons: 7
Coding region: 130-2439 (769 amino acids)
Biological process (GO): regulation of transcription by RNA polymerase II; embryo development
Cellular component (GO): nucleus
Molecular function (GO): DNA-binding transcription factor activity, RNA polymerase II-specific; RNA polymerase II transcription regulatory region sequence-specific DNA binding
Source: RefSeq, a predicted model, not a curated record
AGUGCGAGCAGGAGGGAGAGAAGAGAGGCACAGGUACAACAGCAGCAACUGCAGCAGCACUUCAGCCACAGCAUCACAGAAAAAAAAACACACACACACACACAGACUGCUACACUCAGCUGAAACAAGAUGGAAAAGGAUAGAGUAAACCUCUCACCACAAAGAAGUCCUCCCCUCAGAGAUGAGCUAAGACAAUCAUCUCAUCGCAGUUUCUACCUAAGCCCAUCUUCACUCUUUCUUCAGCCCCCAAAGUUUUCUCCUUCCAGAUAUCCCAGCAUAUCACCCACCAGAGAUGUCUACGGCGCUUUUAGCCCACCUGCUUUCUUUCCUAUGCUUGGCUCCAGUUACACCCUCAGAGAGGGAUCCCAAAAACGGAAAAGGACUCCCUCAAAAAUGGAUGCUCAUGAGGGAGGUGAAUCCCCUGAGAAGGACACUGAAGAGGCAGAAGAAAGCAGCAGUAAGAAGACAGUGAACCUCUCACACAUUCCCUUCUCUCUCCUACCUCGCCCUUUUCCCUCCCCAUCUCCCAAACCCAUCCCUGGCAUGAUCGAGCUCAACAGCCUGCAGCUUCAGCACAGAUCACCAGAUGUGAAUUUACCUGUGCAGGUGAAACAGGAGCCGCUCAGUCCUUCCCCCAUCUGGCCUCCUUCUCCUCUCCUUCUUCACCCUCCCUACUUCCCACCUCUCCACCACAGCCUUCUCCCAUACCCCUUCUUUGUGCCUGGGCCUAUCAUGCACCACCCCCCUGGUGCCUUCUACCCCAGAGAGGACCUCCGCUCUGGUCAUGGUACCCGUGAUGGAGCUCCUCGAAGUAGUAUGAGCAGCGCUGAGAAGCUUGGUCUCAAUGUUCAUGUAGAUGACAGCUACUAUGUGGACGUUGGUGGGGAUCAGAAGAGAUGGCAGUGUCGAAUGUGUGAGAAGUCCUACACAUCCAAGUAUAACCUGGUCACACACAUCCUGGGUCACAAUGGCAUCAAGCCACAUGGAUGUCACCUGUGCGGGAAGCUGUUUAAGCAGCUGAGCCACCUGCACACACACCUGCUCACACACCAGGGCAUGAGGCCCCACAAGUGCCAGGUGUGUCACAAGGCUUUUACCCAGACCAGCCACCUGAAGAGACAUAUGAUGCAGCACAGUGACGUGAAGCCAUACAGCUGCAGCGUGUGCGGUCGAGGUUUUGCUUAUCCCAGUGAGCUACGAGCCCACGAGCUGAAGCAUGAAAAAGGUCAAGAGAAUGUAUGUGUAGAGUGUGGGCUAGAUUUCCCCACACUGGCCCAGCUGAAAAGGCACCUGACCGUCCACCGGGGUCCCACCUUGUACAGGUGCACAGAGUGCCAGAAGACUUUCCAGUAUCCCAGUCAGCUUCAGAACCACAUGAUGAAACACAAAGACAUCAGACCAUACAUCUGCAGUGAGUGUGGGAUGGAGUUCAUCCAGUCACACCACCUGAAACAGCACACGCUCACUCAUAAAGGGGUGAAGGAGCAUAAGUGUCGCAUCUGUGGUCGUGAGUUCACCCUGCUGGCAAACAUGAAGCGUCACGUCCUCAUCCACACCAACAUUCGGGCCUACCAGUGCCACAUGUGCUUCAAGAGUUUCGUCCAGAAGCAGACUCUCAAGGCUCACAUGAUCGUCCAUUCGGACAUCAAGCCCUAUAAAUGCAAGCUUUGUGGGAAAGAAUUCAACAGGAUGCACAACCUAAUGGGUCACAUGCAUCUCCACUCAGACAGCAAACCCUUCAAAUGCCUGUACUGCCAGAGCAAGUUCACACUGAAGGGGAACCUCACCAGACACAUGAAGGUCAAACAUGGCAUCAUGGACAGAGGCCUGGAUGAAAGAUUGUUUAGGCAAAGAGGGCGUUUCUGUCUGACCAGUCCCAUGGAUCUCCUCACCCACUUCAGCCAAGAGGAGCCGUUUGACCUUUCCCAGAAGCCCCCGGGUCUGCCCAGCCUACGUCUCUCCCAGUCUGAUGGUGAGAGCGUCCCCGGAAGCUCCUGUCAGGAGGAGGAUGAGGAAAGUUUGUACAGAAGGAGCCAGUACAGCCCUGAAGUAGACCAGCAUGAGCCAGCAGGUGAUCAGUACAUCUCUGAGCUGGAAGAGCGAGGGCAGGGAUCUCCUGAUGAACCGAGGCAAGGCGAGAGACAGAAACAACAGAAGUACCAGCAAAGUUUAGAGGAUGAGAUGUUCAAGAGGGAGUCAGUAGCUGAAGGUCAAUCUAAAGAGCCCAGAGGUAACAAAGUGCAGCUUUUGCAGUCUGAGACAUCCUGUGAGUCAGAUGCAGAAGUAGGUGAGCAGGUGUGCUGCCAAAAAAGAGUCCACAGACGGUCGUAUGAAUAUGACUCAGAAGAAGAUCAUCAGCAAGAGCCAGAUGAACCAGAGCAAAACAAAGAAAAGUUGGAUGGCUUUUAUGAGGCCAUCGAUGCAGCAGAGACAAACUAGAAAGAGUGGGUUGCUCGCACAGAAUUAACAGGUCACAAGGUGAAGAAGGCAGACAAGAAGAAAAAUGAGUCAAAAACUCAGAAGAAGAUGAAACUUGUAGCAGUUGUUUAAUGUUUAAAAUGCAGAAGUUGUUUAGGGGAUC